AUGGGAGACGACCAAAACAAGGCGACACAGUGGUCAUAUGGGCAUGUUGGUAUAGAAAUAACGAAGAACACCGUCCUGUGGAGAGUCGAUUACAAGCCUAUUCGCCUUGGGGUCGAUGACCCGAGUAUGACCGAUCUUUUAGAGCAGAUGGAACAGGGUGAGAGAGGCGUCUGGUUAAUGGAUGGUGUCAUGGCAAAAAUCUUUUGGGACACUCUUGAAGGCAAUAAGGUAGUUUCGUCCGAUAAAAGGCUUGGUGACCCAAGCGUUACAAUGGCCGAUCGCCGCCGUCAGGAAAUAGGUAACUUGAAAAAGGGGAUUGCUGAAGAGAAUGAAGAUCCCCAAGGUCCAGUCUCCAGAUACCAAAGCCUUGAUACAGCGACAAUCGUGGAAUUAGAUUUCGAACAUUCUGUUCUAGAGAUACGGCUCCGAGGUAUUCUUAUUAGCAAAUUGAAAAACACAUCCGGAUGGAAGCGAGAAAUGGAGUUACUCCCACUUAUCCGGUUGCAAAGCAUGCGUGCUAGUAAUCGUUCGGCUCUGUUUACGAUUGGUGAUGCAUCCGAGAGUGAGGUAAUUACGGACAAGAGGCAGACUCGCUAG
This is a messenger RNA of Talaromyces rugulosus, 597 nucleotides long. RefSeq lists its product as uncharacterized. The record is from RefSeq and is a predicted model, not a curated record. The transcript is spliced from 4 exons. Bases 1 to 597 code for a protein of 198 amino acids. Lineage: Eukaryota; Fungi; Ascomycota; Eurotiomycetes; Eurotiales; Trichocomaceae.